This is a messenger RNA of Colletotrichum abscissum, 1284 nucleotides long. Its product is annotated as zinc carboxypeptidase. The record is from RefSeq and is a predicted model, not a curated record. Gene Ontology annotation, biological process: proteolysis. NCBI's taxonomy places the organism in Eukaryota, Fungi, Ascomycota, Sordariomycetes, Glomerellales, Glomerellaceae. The transcript is spliced from 5 exons. Gene Ontology annotation, molecular function: metallocarboxypeptidase activity; zinc ion binding. Bases 1 to 1284 code for a protein of 427 amino acids.
AUGAAGUUCCUCGCUGGUCUGUCCCUCGUCCUGCCGCUGGCAUCCGCCGCGGCUGUGGUCCCUCUCGAGAAGAAGAUCACCUACGAUGGCUUCAAGGCCUUCCGUAUUUCCACGCAUAACGACCCCGCGUCGAUCAAGAAGAAGAUUGCCAACAUUGCGGCGAUCCCAUUCAAUCUCGACAACAGCGAGCACCUUGACGUUGCAAUCCCCGCUGGCGAUGUCUCCAAGUUUGAGGAGCUUGGUCUCGAGACAUCCAUCCUUCACGAGGACCUUGGUGCUGACAUCGCCGAAGAGGGCACGUUUGCUCCCUACAAGAGCAACGACGAUAUCUCUCUUCAGGCUCUCCCCAGCCUGACGUGGUUUGACUCGUACCACACUUUUGCCGACCACCAGCAGUUCAUCCGCGAUCUGCAAUCCAACUUCCCAUCCAACUCCGAGUUGAUCAACGCUGGUAACUCUUACGGCGGACGCUCCCUCCUCGGUAUCCACCUGUGGGGUAGCGGUGGUAAGGGCUCCAAGCCUGCCAUCUACUGGCACGGCACCGUCCACGCUCGCGAGUGGAUCACCACCAUGGUUGUCGAAUACCUCACCUACCAGCUCAUCGAUGGCUACCAGAAGAAUGAUGCCGCUGUCAAGGCUCUCCUUGACAAGUACGACUUUUACAUUCUGCCCAUUGUCAACCCUGACGGCUUUGCUUACACUCAGACAAACGACCGCCUUUGGCGCAAGAACCGUCAAGUCAGAUCCGGCAGCACUUGCGUCGGUACUGACAUCAACCGCAACUGGCCUUUCAACUGGCAACUCCCCGGCGGAGCCUCGACUAACUACUGCUCCGAGACAUACAAGGGCCAGGCCGCCGGCGACACCCCUGAGAUGGUCGCCCUGAAGGCUUACACCGACCGCCUCGCCGCCGGCAACGGAAUCAAGCUCUUCAUCGACUGGCACAGCUACGGCCAGUACAUCCUCCUGCCCUACGGCUACGACUGCUCUGCCCGAGCCUCCAACCACGCCCGCCAGAUGACUCUCGCAACAAACACUGCCAACACCAUUGCCCAGGCCUACGGCACUCGCUUCACCUACGGACCUAGCUGCUCGACUCUAUAUGCCACCACUGGUAGCGCUCCGGACUACCUCACUGGCGCUGCUGGCGCUGAAGUCGCUUGGACUAUUGAGCUGAGACCCUCUGGAUCUGCUGGUGGUGGGUUUGUUCUUCCUGCUGCUCAAAUCCUUCCCAGUGCGAUUGAGCAGUGGAACGGCAUGAAGUACCUGCUAGCAAAUGUAUAA